AUGGCAGGAACAGUCUGGACCACACCUGAACAAAAAGACUUCCUUGAGACGUACUAUAGCGGGUUUCUGUUAGUGCAGCUACAGGCAAAGGUUUCCCAGUACUGGGAUCCAAUAUACCUUGAAUGGUUCAAAAGAUGGCCUGAAGAGGAUGUAGUAUUUAAAAAUACUCCUGCCAGUGAUCCCCGUACAGACGAGGAAACUAAAGUUCUGAAGGCAGCAGUUCAGAAGCGGAGACAGCAAAUACGAACCUGGUUCAACUAUAGGUCCCAACGAAGUGGCCGUUCAGCUGUGAACGCGAUGACUAAAGUCAUCCAGAAAACGUUAACCAAUAAAGCCAAAGGAACUCGGGUUCAUACCCCUGCCGAGAUCUUUUCGACCAUUGCCUAUAAGGAGGAAGUAAAAGAGCGGGUUCAAGACACCAUUAAGUCCGGCGAGCUCGUGACUAAACAGGAAAAAUUGUCAGCUAUUCGAAAACUUACACGCGAAGCAUACAAAGCCGCACCGCCAGAAGUCCAAGCUUUGUGUGAGGAGAAGGUCCGAGAAGAGCACAAAGCGAAAGUCGCAUUUAAUGUGCAAAAUGAAAAAUCUGCACCUACCAAUAAACAGUAUGCAACCGCUCUCCAGGAGUGUACUGCUCCCAUUGCGCAGUUCUUGCAAGUCAUCAAGGACAUGACAGGGUGGGAAUGGACUGUUAUGGGUGCUGGGCCUGACCCUCAUCUUGGUGGCCAACUAAAUGCGAUGAGUUACCAUACAGGAGUGAAUGGGGAUGGACACAAUUGGAAGCAAGCCACCCCAAAAUUCGUUGAGAAGCAUCUCAAUCCAUACUUGGAAUUUGUUGGAACACUGUUUCCCGAGCAUGUCAGAAAGUCUCGUGCCAUUGACGUUGUCGCCCCACUCGCAAACAGUCUAUCACCCACGACUUCAAUCGCGAACGGUCUACCACCCACGAUUUCAUCUCCCUCGGGUGAAGGAUCUGGGUCACUGGAGGGUGCAUCAUCAACCGUGACUCCAGCAUCACAUGGAACUGCCCUGCAUGCCCCCCUUACACUCUCGGACACCCUGCGAGGUGUCGACUCGUCUCAGAUGCAGGGACUUAUGCCUUUCAGCAACCCCCUGGGUGAAGGAUCUGGGUCACUGGAGGGUGCGUCAUCGACUGUGACUCCAGCAUCAUAUGGAACUGCCCUGCAUGCCCCCCUCACACUCUCGGACACCCUGCGAGGUGUCGACUCGUCUCAGAUGCAGGGGCUUCUGCCUUUCAGCAACCCCCUCGGCCUUACCGUUGACAACGAAAUGUCCACCGACUUCGGCACUGACAUCUCCAUGUCCCUCAAUCCAUAUGACGCCUGCUUCACCAGCACAUCAGCAUCUAACUACGAUUUCACCUUACCUGCCCGCUCCUUGUCAUCCAGCGAAAAUACACCAGCACACACUAUGGGAGACACAAGCGCCGGCCUUACCUUUGACAAUCAAAUACCCACUGGCUUUACCACCGACACCUCCAUGUCUUUUGAUCCCUAUGACGCCAGUGUACCCAGAACCCCGGCAUCUAACUUCGAUUUCAUUUUGCCUGCCCACUCCUUAUCAUCCGGCGCAACCACCCCAGCGUCCACUAUGGGAGACUCAUUGCCAGAUCUUACUUUUUCAUCCAGUCCAAUGCCAUCAUCUAGUCCAAUGCCGGAAACUCCCAUUACCUCAUGGAGGAAACAGACGUACAGUACAUCCGCAUCUGCCCUCAUGACACCCCCUCGCCUUCGCUUCCGCACUACAUCCGCUAUUGCUACCCCAUUACCGUCUUUUGCCCCCUUGCCGGUAUCAACGGAAAAGUAUAACUUCAGUUCUUCUGCAUACCCGCCUGAUCCUCCAGUGGUUCCAGCCGCUGGAACAGCUCAGGUUUUGGCGCCACCAGUAGUAUCCUCUGCUAGCGGUUCCGGCUGUGCUGGGGACUUGGAUUCUGCUCUUGCGCCCUCCACUGUUGAGGUUGCCCAGGUUUCAGAACAGCCGGCGCUCCUCCCUUCUGAUGUUGGUAGUGCAUCGGGCUCCGCUGUGCAAGCCGAUGACGUAGUUGCUCCUGCUGUUAGGAAGACAAAGCGCGUGCGCCAGCAGACGACACGUUUGGCACAGGCUGAUAGCAUAGGUGGCCAUUCUCAAAAGAGGAGGAGAAAGGCUAUGUGA
Messenger RNA from Suillus clintonianus, 2172 nucleotides. RefSeq lists its product as uncharacterized. Lineage: Eukaryota; Fungi; Basidiomycota; Agaricomycetes; Boletales; Suillaceae. Bases 1 to 2172 code for a protein of 723 amino acids. The transcript has 6 exons. The record is from RefSeq and is a predicted model, not a curated record.